This is a messenger RNA of Theobroma umbraticum, 1711 nucleotides long. RefSeq names its product putative E3 ubiquitin-protein ligase RHC2A. The record is from RefSeq and is a predicted model, not a curated record. NCBI's taxonomy places the organism in Eukaryota, Viridiplantae, Streptophyta, Magnoliopsida, Malvales, Malvaceae. Gene Ontology annotation, molecular function: ubiquitin protein ligase activity. Gene Ontology annotation, biological process: protein ubiquitination. Gene Ontology annotation, cellular component: cytoplasm.
UAUCAAACUUUUUCUUCUCUCAUUUGUUUCCGGUACCAAGCAGCGGAAAAGAGAGAAAAUGUUCACUCAUUUCGAAAAAUAGUUUUCUUUUUUUCCUCCUUUUAUAAUUUCUUUUGUUUUGUGUCUUAGAUCUGAAUUGACGAAUGGCGACGACGACCUCGUCGUAUUGGUGUUACCGAUGCAACCGAUUCGUCCGGAUUUUUAACCAAGAUCCGAUCAGUUGCCCCGGCUGCGACGGUGGAUUCGUAGAAGAGAUCGAAAACCCGUCUCACACAGCGCGUACGGUCCAGGCCGGUUCCCGUCGCUUUGGCAGCCACAGGUUCCCAGCAGCCUCGAUGUACACUAACACUAGUCCUACCACCAGCACCAUCCUCCGCCGUAGCCGUCGUAACGGGGGCGAUCGGUCACCUUUCAAUCCCGUCAUCGUCUUACGAGGUGGAGCCUCUACCGCCACAUCCUCCGCCUCCGGGGAAAAUUCAAAUGUUGAACACAACGGGAGAGGGUUUGAGCUUUACUAUGACGACGGAGGGGGGUCAGGUCUUCGGCCGUUACCCCCGAGUAUGUCGGAAUUUCUGCUAGGUUCGGGGUUUGACCGAUUGAUUGAGCAGUUAUCACAAAUGGAAAUCCAAAACGUCGGCCGUUACGAGCAACCGCCAGCGUCUAAAGCGGCGGUAGAAGCAAUGCCAACGGUGGAGAUAGACGAAACCCAUGUUUGCAACGAAUUAUACUGCGCAGUUUGCAAAGAGCAAUUCGAGUUGGGAACCAAAGUUCUAAACAUGCCUUGCAAUCACUUAUACCAUUCUAACUGCAUACUCCCUUGGCUUCAGUUACGAAAUUCAUGCCCCGUUUGCCGGCAUGAGUUGCCCGCCGCAGUCGGCGAAGAAGGGAGCGAAAGCGGUGGCGCGAAUUUAAAUUCGUCCGAGGAGGUUCCGGUGGGAUUGACUAUUUGGAGGUUACCGGGCGGAGGGUUCGCUGUGGGGAGGUUUUCAGGGGGAAGAAGAGGAGGAGCAGGGGAGAAUAGAGAGUUUCCGGUUGUUUAUACGGAAAUGGAUGGUGGUUUUAGCGGUGGAGGGUUGCCGCGGAGGGUUUCGUGGGGGAGCAGAGGGAGUAGAGGGAGGGAAAGAGGAGGGUUUUUUGGAAGGCUUUUGGGAAAUUUGUUUGGGUGUUUUGGUGGUUCAAGUUCUGCUCGGUUGGAUUCAAGGAUAAGUAGAAGUAGUAGAUCUCUUUUGCUCUUUACUGCUUCUUCAAGGAGAAGAAGAGGUUGGGCUGUGGAAGUUGAUAGUGGAAGAAGAAGAUGGUAAAUAUUUUGAAGCCCAAAGAUUGUGAGAUCCUCAAAUCAUUGUAAAUAUUAAGAAAAAUUAUGAGAUGGGGUGUUUUCCAAUUCACAAUAUUUUGUCAAGAAUUGAUGGUUUUGUGAAUUGAAGAGAAAGGUUCAGACUUUGAUAUAAUUGAAGGGAAAAAGCAAAGAAGGAGACGGAAGCUUGAAGCCAGAGGCUUUGAAGGGAAAAAAUGUGCUAGAUAGAGAGCUAGAAGGUACACGGCUCAUUGUACGUCGGUGCCUCUGUACUUUGUUUAAUUUUUAGUUUUGCGCUGUUUUUUUUUUUUUCCUUCAUUAUUUGUAAUAUGUAGUUUGCUGUCUUUGAUUCUUUUUGGCAAGAAAUUAGCAUAAAAUUUUGUUUGGAAUAUGAAUGAAUAACUCUGUGUUACAUAA